Molecule: messenger RNA, 1752 nt
Organism: Zychaea mexicana
Lineage: Eukaryota; Fungi; Mucoromycota; Mucoromycetes; Mucorales; Lichtheimiaceae
Product: S-adenosyl-L-methionine-dependent methyltransferase
Exons: 3
Coding region: 1-1752 (583 amino acids)
Biological process (GO): pseudouridine synthesis; protein methylation
Cellular component (GO): mitochondrion
Molecular function (GO): RNA binding; protein methyltransferase activity; pseudouridine synthase activity
Source: RefSeq, a predicted model, not a curated record
AUGUCAGAUUCGAUCGAACGCAUAAACUACUUGAAAGCAACGGUGCGGGACGCCGAUGCAGAUACCCGGAUCAAAAAAUGGCUGUUGAAACAUUAUCGUCAUAUUGUUCAAUCACAGGACUGUUGUCGUCGUGCAUUUCACCGUAAAGAAGUAUCUGUCAAUGGCCAGUUGGCUGAAGAAACUCGUAUUUUACGAGCAGGCGAUGUUGUUGAAGUACGCUAUGAUCGAGCGAUCGUCGAACGCGAGAAGAUGAAAGCCAUUCCUGUUGAUAUCCGAUAUCAGGAUGAACAUAUGGCAAUUGUUUGGAAAGCACCUGGAUUGAGUGGAUUGUUCGAGAAAGCAUUGAUUUAUGCGUUGACAAACACUACAGAACAAGAGAAAUUCUGGUGUCCAUAUUCUCUGCAAAAGGCUGCAUCAGGUUUGUUGGUAGUCGCCAAGACAGAAAAGGCCAAAGAAGAAUUAAGUCGGCAAUAUCAGAAUGGCGAAAUAGAUCUGACAAUGCGCGCAAUUUGUCAUGGUCGUGUGCCACCCGAUCUACUCGAUCACUUGGAGCAACCGCCUACAGAUCCCGUAAAGGAUGAAAAAGACGACGCUUCAAGCAUGAAGUCGUACUCAACAAUAACGAAUAAGCCUGAGAAUAACGACGAUGACGGCGACGAUGGUGAUGAUCAACACGAAGGAGUGAAAAUAGAGCGAUCACCCACGGACCUUCUCAAAUCAAUUUCAAUCGUCAACAUCACCCGAUCGAAUCACGCCGAAUACUUAUCGACUGUAGACUUGGCUAUUCGCACACCCCUUGCAAGCACACCAAUCCGACGCGUUCUUUACGGUCAGCAACACCCAAUCGUGGGCAAUUCAACCUAUACCCGGUUUUUGAAAUCGAGCAAGGACAAGGGCCUUUGCAUGAGCGUGAUUCACGUUGCACUUGUCCAUCCCAUCACCAAGCAACCAUUGUCAUGGCAAGCGCAAGAGCCGGACAAAUUCGAGCUGUUGCGGGCACGAGAACACAAGUUUUGGGGCCGACGGAUGGAUGAAAAACUAGAAGCCAUGCGUAAAGCAGGCGUGUCAAUGGACGGUACGGGUGGCGAUGAAUUCGUGGACGACAUGUAUCAAGAAGGAAACGGCAAGCCAUUGGCAUACAGACUGGGCGAAAAAGAAUUCUGUCAACUCAAGUUUAAGGUGACCGAAGCAUGUCUGGUUCCACGACCGAGUUCUGAAACACUUGUGCGAGCGACGGUUGAUUUACGGCCCAAACGUGUGUUGGAUAUUGGCACUGGAUGUGGCAAUUUGCUCUUGUCGAUAUUGCACAUGUUGCACGACGACACCGUGGCUGGCGUCGGGUUGGAUAUCAGUGCAGAUGCACUGCAGGUGGCCAGGGAGAAUGCAAGUCGAUUGGGACUUGCUGCGGAAUUUGUGGAAAAGGACAUGUCGCUCUUGCCAGAAGCUGGGUUGGGAUUGUUUGAUGUGGUCGUGUGUAACCCGCCGUAUCUCAGCGAAAAGGCAGUGUUCAAGCAUCGGAUGUUGGAACACGAGCCCGCCACUGCAUUGUUUGCCAAUGACGACGGGUAUGAAUGGUACACGGUGCUGAGUAAGGUGGUGCCCACACUCAUGCAUCGGCAGUCCAAGCUGGUGCUGGAGUGUGGCAAAGGCAUGAUGGAGCGAGUGCAAGUGAUCAUGGCGGGCUGGAAGACAGUAGAGGUGCGCAAGGAUUCACAAGGAUGGAGCCGCUGUCUUGUCCUUGAAAUGGAAUGA